Molecule: messenger RNA, 610 nt
Organism: Parathielavia appendiculata
Lineage: Eukaryota; Fungi; Ascomycota; Sordariomycetes; Sordariales; Chaetomiaceae
Exons: 3
Coding region: 138-572 (144 amino acids)
Source: RefSeq, a predicted model, not a curated record
CAUCACUUUAAUUAAACCUUGUACGGUUGGGAGGCACGCGCGGCACGGGAGCCCGUAAUCCCGUGGCAGUCCCCCCUAUCUUGUCGCGGACAAAGCCCCGCGCCACCCAGGAACCUCCCCCCAAAGCAUCUUUCACCAUGGCCUUCCAACGAUGUCGACUCGUUGCACUCGCCGCGUUGCUCGUAAGCGCGACUUCGGCACAGAACUGCGACUACUCCAAGAACGGCUAUUGCAUCAAAGCUGAAGCGAGCGCGUCGGUGACGUUCCCGUUCGAGCCGUUAUUCACCAGCCCCCCGAAGUUUGUCUUUGCCAUCGACAACUUGGAAGACCAGGAUAUCCAGGACAUUAUCAACUUGGACAAGUACAUUAGUGCUCCCGCCAAAGGCAAGCCGGCACAGGCCGUUUCCUGGUGGUUGGAGUACGACAACAGUACCGUCAACCGGAACCAAUCUCAACAGAGAGAGUACUACGCUUGGGCCCUGGAAUCCAACUCGACCAACGAGAUUGGGGGCAACGACGGCGGAUGCGAGAAAUUGCUCAGUGCCCAAUGCACACAUGGUUUGCUAGAAUGAGCAACACGUUCUUGUGGACGUCUGAUCCUCCUAAAUCA